CCUGGGUCAGUGCAUCUGUGACACCAGAAAGGGGGCUGGGUCAUGGGACAGCAUAGACCCAUGAAAUAUGUUUAUGAUAUUUCAUGUGUGCAGCGAUAUCUGAAUAGUAAGCUCUUUAGCUCUUUUCGUAGUCUCAUUUUAUUAAUAUAUAUUAUAACCAACUCUAUUUGCAUUACAAUGGACAUGACUAUGUCUGUGGUCCAUUCCAAAAAGGUGUCCACAUUUAUAGGCAGUGCUACCCUGGGCCACCACUCUAGUCUGCUCUCCAGCAUUCCUGUGCCAUUCGCCUGCUUUCUUCUGCUGUGGGGGCAGUUGCAGUCUAUUUUCUCAGCCAGUGUUUCCCAAUUGUCUCAUGAGAGCCCUGUGAAAAACGAGCAAAGCUGAGCAAAGAUGUAAUAAAACUUAUUCGUACUAACUAAUUUUAUUAAAAAUCCACUAUAAGGGAG
This is a messenger RNA of Kickxella alabastrina, 446 nucleotides long. RefSeq lists its product as uncharacterized. The transcript has a single exon. Lineage: Eukaryota; Fungi; Kickxellomycota; Kickxellomycetes; Kickxellales; Kickxellaceae. The coding region runs from base 43 to 384 and encodes 113 amino acids. The record is from RefSeq and is a predicted model, not a curated record.